Tetrahymena thermophila SB210 is the source of this 2646-nucleotide messenger RNA. RefSeq names its product cyclin-dependent kinase-like Serine/Threonine kinase family protein. The transcript is spliced from 2 exons. Gene Ontology annotation, biological process: peptidyl-threonine phosphorylation; peptidyl-serine phosphorylation; mRNA cis splicing, via spliceosome. Lineage: Eukaryota; Ciliophora; Oligohymenophorea; Hymenostomatida; Tetrahymenidae. The record is from RefSeq and is a predicted model, not a curated record. Gene Ontology annotation, molecular function: protein serine/threonine kinase activity; ATP binding.
AUGAGUGAUAAAUAAAAAAAAAAAGAAGAUGGAGAACUUUCUGGUGAAGAGGAUGAGUACAAAUCUCCUAAAUAGAAAAAAUCUGAUAAAGACGAUAGAAAAAAAUCAAAAAGAAGCUCUCGUUCACACAGUAGUAGACGCACAAACGAUAAAAUUAGCGAUUCUACUAAGUCUAACAAGAAGGAUAAGGAUCAUAAAGAUUCAAGUAGAAGACGUUCAAAAUCAAGAAGUAAAGAUCGUAAAGAUUAAUAAAAGCGCAAGUAUUCAAGGUCUCGUUCUCGUUCAUACCCAAAUGAUCGUAAUGGUACAAAUUCUAAGAAAGAUAAGGACAGAGAUAAUGCAAAGGAAAAGGAUAGAAAGCGUAGUAAAUCUCCUACUAAAGAUAAAGAUAGAAAAAAUGAUCGUAAAAGAAGUAAAUCACCUAGGAGUAGUAAUAAUGGUAAAAGAAAAAGCAGUCGCUCUAAAUCCCCAAAAAGAGAAGACAGUCGUAGAGACAAAGAUUCCAAAUCAGGCUAUAGAGAUAAUGAAAAGAAAUCAAAUUAUGGUAGUAAUAGGGAUAGAGAAUCAAGAAGAUCAGAAGAAAAUAAUACAAGAGAAAGCAAAUAGUUGACUUUAGAGGAAGAAGAAGAACGAAACGAUAGAUAUUAUAAUGAUUUUGAUGAUAGCGACUCAGAUUACUAUCAAAGAGUAAACGAUCGUAAAUAUAAGUCAAGUAGACGCAGUAAGUCUAGGAGUAAAAAUAGAGAUCGUAAAAAAUCAAAAAGCAAAGGUAGAAAAGAUGAUAAAAACAAAGAUAAGGAUAAAGAAAGAAGUAAAAAUAGUGGAAAUGGGGAUAAUAGCAAAUCAUCUAAAGAUAAAAAGGAAGAAGAGGCUAAAAAAGCUUAACAACCUGAGACUAUUGAUGACGAUGAGGACCUCAAUAUGGAAAUAGAAGAUUCUGAUGAUGAGAGAGAGAGAAAGAAACAAGAGUUUCUUAACAUGAUAAAGGUUCAAGGAAUGUAGAUGUAAAAGCAAGAAGCUAGCCAAACUUUCAGUAAGGAAAAUAAUCAGAAUAACUAAACACAAAAUAAAAAUGAUCAAGAUGUUGUUGAUGAUAAAUUGAAAGUUAAGGAUUCAGAAAACCUUGAAAAUUAAAACUUCGCAGACGAAAAUAGCGAAGAGUAGCUUUUCGAUGAUACAGGUUUGAAUCCAAAUGAUGUUUUAGAUGAUGACGACGUCAAUAUUGCAAAUACAAUUAACGAUGAUUACAAAGAGGAAGUUGAUGAAUCUCAUUCAUUGACACAUCGCCAUAGUAUCGAUAAAGCAUAACUAGACCAUUUAAAAUUUCUUGAAGAUAUGCGUAAUUAAGAGAUAAAGGGAGGUAUCCCAGAUAUGCCAGAAUAACCAAUUUUGAAGCAAAAAAGAAAAAGUAUUAAUAGUGAAAAGCUUGAAGGUAAAUUUAGUAACAAUGAUUAAUUAGAUGAAGAGAAUAAAUUACAUAAGCUUGAUGAUUAAGAAGAUUCAGAAGAGGAAACGGAUAUGUUUGGUGAUGACAUCGACAAAAUCAUUAACAAAUCAAAUGAUGGAAAACUUCAAAUUGUUAAAGGAGCUAAUGCAGAAUGUGAUGAUGAAUAAAACUAUUUCAAAAUAUUAAUUGGAGAGGUUCUUAAUGGAAAAUACAGAGUCAUUCAAAAAUGUGGUAAAGGUGUUUUUGCUAAUGUGUGUAAAGCUGAGUAACUCGAUAAUGGAAAAAUGGUUGCUAUUAAAAUUUUACGUAGCAAUGAGAUUAUGCGUGAUAGUGGAGAGCGUGAAAAAGAAAUUAUUUAAAAGUUAAAUUUAAAUGAUAAAAAUGACAGAAAGCACAUCGUUCGUCUUAAAAACGUUUUUGAGCACCAAAAGCAUAUGUGCCUUGUUUUUGAGUGUUUUGCUAUGAAUCUUCGUGAUGCUUUAAAAGAAUAUGGCAAAGGAAAAGGUUUUAGUUUAGACGUUGUGCGCUCAUACGCUUACUAAAUCUUUGUAGCACUUACUCAUUUAAAGAAAAAUAAUUAUAUUCAUGCAGAUCUUAAACCAGACAAUUUACUUAUUUCAGAAGAUACAAAAACUUUAAAAAUGUGUGAUUUUGGUACAGCCUUACCAAUAGAAGAAAAUGGUAUCAUUAAGUAUCUUCAAAGUCGUUUCUAUCGUGCUCCAGAGGUAUUAAUUGGUUAUCCUCCAUACAAUUAGAUAGACGUAUGGAGUGUUGGUGUGACUUUGUAUGAAAUAUAUACUCAAAAGAUAUUGUUUGAUGGAUCAACAAAUAAUGAAAUGCUAAAAUUAAUUAUGGAUUCAAGAGGUAAAUUUAACAAAAAAAUGCUUUAAAAUGGCAAAUACGUUGAAGAAUACUUUGACUAAAACUAUAAUUUCAAGUACACAUAUGUAGAUAAACAAACAAAUUAAAAAUAUACUACUAUAAUUACAUAUGGUGAUAUCCCUAAAAAAGAUAUUUACAGAUUACUUUAAGAAAAUAAAGAUGGAAUUAAUUUAGAAAACUAAAAGAAACUCUCUCAGUUUAAAGAUUUUUUAGAUAAGUGUCUUUAACUAGAUCCUAAAAACAGAAUAACUCCUGAAGAAGCACUUGAACACCCUUUCCUUAAAUUAAAUACUACUAACCCUACAAAGCCUAAAUGA